AUGGCCGUCAGAUUGCUGGGGACCAAUGCCUCUCCGGAUUGGACAGAUACUUUACAGUUUAUCUCUACACAAGUGAGCGGCACAAUGGAUUCUGUUCUUCUAUGUCUCCUGUUUCAAACACUUAUAUACUAUCUAUGGUGGGAAAGGAAUGCGCGCAGGCAUCAAACAAGCUGGACCUCUCUACAUCAGCUAAGUCGGCUUGUGGACAAGUCAAUGAGAAACAGGAUCUCCUCCUUAAAUUACAGAUGGCCUCAUAAGUUUGAGGGUCUGUUACGUCGCUGGUUCGAGAUAGUUCAACUGCCUUGA
Messenger RNA from Microthlaspi erraticum, 306 nucleotides. Lineage: Eukaryota; Viridiplantae; Streptophyta; Magnoliopsida; Brassicales; Brassicaceae. The record is from the annotation of a GenBank genome assembly.